GCGGCGCAUGUUCUGAGGCCGCGCGCGGGCAGCGCUCGAAGCGGGCUGCGCGGGUCAGGCUGAGCUCCCGGCGCUGCGGUGCUCCAAACUCUUCCUCCUCUUCACCUCUUGGCAGCUGGCCGAGAUGACGCCUCCGUUCGGCCCUUGGCGAAGCUCCGAGAUGGCCUCUCACUUCCCGCAGCCCAGUUUUCUCUUGGCUAGCUUAAAGAAUGACUGUCUGAACAAGCCUUUCGUCCAGAGGUGUCAUGAUCUUGUGACCAUCAUUGCUGAUUAUCCUGCUAAGGAGCUGCAUGCCAUCUUUCCCUGGCUGGUAGAGAGCAUUUUUGGCAGCUUGGAUGGCAUCAUUUCUGGGUGGAACCUUCGCUGUCUGCAGGGAAGAACAAACCCUACUGAAUACAGUGUUGCCCUUGACUUUCUAGAUCCUGGAGGUCCAAUGAUGAAGCUGGUCUACAAGCUCCAAGCUGAGGAAUACAGAUACGAUUUUCCUGUGUCAUACCUUCCAGGCCCAGUGAAAGCCUCAAUACAAGAACGGAUUUUGCCAGAGUGUUCUUUAUACCACAACAAAGUCCAGUUCUCUCCCGCUGGAGGCCUGAGUUUGAACUUGGCCCUGAAUCCAUAUGAAUAUUACAUGUUCUAUUUUGCAUUGAGCCUUAUUAUGCAGAGGAACAUCCCCGCAACCUGCCAUGUCAGCAUGUCCAACAGUGCAUACUUCGUCCUAGUGGAUAGGUACUUAAAGUGGUUUCUGCCCACAGAAGGCAAUGUCCUUCUGCCCUCUGCCUCAGAUCCUGGAGGUGCUAUCCCUUCACCUGCUCCCCGAUCUCCAGCAGUGCCUUUCACCUCAUAUGGGAUGCAUCCCACAAGCCUUCUGAAAAGGCAUGUUGCUCACCAAACUUCAGUGAAUGCUGACCCUGCUUCACAAGAAAUCUGGAGAUCAGAAACUUUACUUCAGGUCUUUGUUGAAAUGUGGCUUCAUCAUUACUCCCUGGACAUGUACCAGAAAAUGCAGUCCCCUCACAUCAAGCUGGAAGUUCUCCACCACCGACUCAGUAUAUCCAGCACCCUCCACUGUAAUCCUGCCCAAUCCAGCUACCAGGCCCUCCACACCUAUCAAGAGUCGUUCAAACCCACAGAGGAACACGUCCUGGUUAUCCGGCUGCUGGUGAAGCACCUGCAUGCUUUCAGCAACAGUUUGAAGCCAGAGGCAGCUGCUCCUGCGGGACAUUCCCAUGCUGCCAGUCCACUGGAGGAAUUCAAGAGGAUUGUGAUUCCCCGGUUUGUUCAGCAGAAACUCUACAUAUUUCUGCAGCACUGCUUUGGCCACUGGCCUCUGGAUGCCUCUUUCAGAGUGGUGCUGGAGAUGUGGCUAAGCUACUUGCAGCCUUGGAGGUAUGCUCCGGGGAAACCGCUGCAGACCAUGGAGCUACUGCCUCGCGGCGUUACAGACAAAUGGGCUGCCUUUGUUCAGGAGAACCUGCUGAUGUACACCAAGCUCUUCAUUGGCUUUCUGAAUCGAGUGCUCCGCACAGACUUGGUCAGCCCCAAGAAUGCCCUGAUGGUAUUCAGAGUGGCCAAGGUUUUUUCCCAGCCCAACCUCACCGAAAUGAUCCAGAAAGGAGAGCAGCUCUUUCUGGAAACAGACCUUGCUCUUCCUCACCGGCAGCACCGCCUCUUCAUGAGUCCGUCUCUUGGAGGGGGCUUCUUGUCCUCCCGAACUCCAACCAUCACAGAUGCUUCAUUUAAGGUGAAAAGUCAUGUUUACAGCCUUGAAGGACAGGACUUCCAAUAUAAGCAGAUGUUUGGGCCAGAAGUCAGGAGUCUGGUUUUACGACUGGCCCAGCUUAUUGGCCAGGCACAGCAGACAGCCAAAUCAAUCUCGGACCAUUCUGUGGAGACCAUGGCCAGGCAUUCCUUUCUUUCAUGGAUCUGGUUUGGAUCAGCUGACUUGAAUGGUUCCUAUAUAGGCAAUGACUUGGAUGAAAUUGGACAAGAGAGCAUCAAAAAGACAGAUGAAUACUUGGAAAAGGCCCUGGAAUAUUUAUGUCAGAUAUUUCGGUUAAACGAAGCCCAGCUGAGCCAGCUGAUGCUGAACUGGGGAGCAGCCCAGCAAGAGAGCGGAAAGCAGCAGCUCCCUGAUUGCACAGAGAGCGAAAAUGGGCUUACUCUCACACCACUUGGCAGGUACCAGAUCAUCAAUGGUCUGCGCAGGUUUCCAUUAGAAUACCAAGGGGAUCCUGAGCUUCAGCCUAUCCGAAGUUAUGAAAACACUGUUCUUGUGCGACUGCUUUUUCGGCUGUCUUCAGCCAUCAAUGAACAGUUUGCAGACCAAAUGGAGAGUGUCUGUGCCAGAAGAGACUUCCUUGGGAACUUCUGCCGCUAUCAUCUCACCAGUUCCAUCCAGAUGGAGAAGGCCAGGUGCCAUUUUCUGAUCAAACAGAGGCUGCAGCAGAUUCGGCAGCCAAGGAUCAGCCUGAGAUUUCUGGCAAGCUACAGGACUCUUCUUUCCUUGUUCAUGUUGUAUUUCAUUGCUUCAUGGUUUUGCAUUGGUCCAGUGACUUGCACCUUCUUACUUCUCCUUGCAUACCUUUUUUAUGCAGUAGUCAUGACUUUCUGGACUGAGAAGAGGAAACUGCACCAGCACUAAUAUUUGCAUUUCAUACCACUAAGCAGACCACCUCUGCCUGAUAAUCAUGACUGGGGUUGUAGAAGUCUAAUUCUGUGCUUGAUGCCUAUUUUGUGUUUGAUAUGUUUAAAUAUUUUUAACCAAGGGAAACUUGAAUGGAAAUCCCUUAUAACUGUUGAAGUUAUGUUAAUCUGUUUUGAUAAACAGACUUUUUAGAAGACCACAA
This is a messenger RNA of Varanus komodoensis (Komodo dragon), 2846 nucleotides long. It is a transcript of the gene SMPD4, whose product is annotated as sphingomyelin phosphodiesterase 4. The transcript is spliced from 19 exons. Gene Ontology annotation, molecular function: sphingomyelin phosphodiesterase D activity. Bases 125 to 2641 code for a protein of 838 amino acids. The record is from RefSeq and is a predicted model, not a curated record. Lineage: Eukaryota; Metazoa; Chordata; Lepidosauria; Squamata; Varanidae. Gene Ontology annotation, biological process: sphingomyelin catabolic process; ceramide biosynthetic process; glycerophospholipid catabolic process.